Molecule: messenger RNA, 1059 nt
Organism: Brachypodium distachyon (stiff brome)
Lineage: Eukaryota; Viridiplantae; Streptophyta; Magnoliopsida; Poales; Poaceae
Product: F-box/kelch-repeat protein At2g43445
Exons: 1
Coding region: 1-1059 (352 amino acids)
Molecular function (GO): protein binding
Source: RefSeq, a predicted model, not a curated record
AUGGACAUCUUCUCCGAUAUCCUCUCACGGCUACCGGCCAAGUGCCUGCUCCGAUUCCGGGGCGUGUCCCAGCCAUGGCGUGCCCUCAUGUCUGAUAGGGCAUUUCUCACCCGCGCCGAACCGUUCCUCGUUGCUGUGUCCGGAGACCGCUCCACCGGAGGCCUCCAGCUGCAGCUGAUGGAUAUGGAAGGCAACGUCGUGCCAAAGGAUGGGCUAUGGAAUGUGUUUGGGGAGUUCCAAGAAGACUUCAGCUCCGAUGGGGAAUUCUGCACGAGCUUUGACAACCUCGUCUGCCUCUAUCGCCCUUCUGCCACAUGCUUGGUCGAUCUAGCCACGGGGGAAAUCGGAAUGUUUGUGGAUGAACCAUCCGACCACCCUCGCUCCUACAUAGGCUUUGGAGUUGGACGUGCCGCUGAGUCCGGCGCUCGCAAGAUCAUCCGGGACAAUUACUUGACCUGGGAGAUCCUCACGUUAGGGGACAACAAAUGGAGGCCAAUGCAAUUGCCCCCAUUCGAUGUCUCGUAUGCGUAUGACUACUAUAACGGCACCACCAUCAAUGGCGUCGUGUACUACUUGUCUCUCUUCGAAGGCAAGAUACUAUGCUUCGACCUCGAGAGAGAGGAGUGGACGAUGAUCCAUGGAGGACCCCAAGCUGACGGAGAACCGUGGCGAUUUAGCCUGGCCGAGCUCAAUGGCUCCUUGUGCUUGAUGGAAAGAACCAGGAUCUUCGGUUUAGAAAACCAAGAAACAACCACGGUUCACUUGUGGCUCUUGCAGGCUGAUUCUACCAAGGGAACCUGGGCCAAGGCAUACACGCUCCACCUGGAGAGUUUGGACUCCCGCCAUAUUGUCAUGCCUUUGAGAGUGAUACAUCCCGGUGGGAAGCUGCUCUUCUACAAGUAUUGCAGCUGGCCUUAUUCCAGAUCAACGCCAUUGUUUCAAGUAUAUGACCCUCUUUCCGGGAAAUGCACACGCGUGGAGAAGGCGCCCACCAACGUCGUUGGCAGAAUCGGUCUGUGCAGCCUCAGCUUGGAUCCUAGAUUUCGUGCCAAGCCCUAG